This is a messenger RNA of Exaiptasia diaphana, 1338 nucleotides long. RefSeq lists its product as uncharacterized. NCBI's taxonomy places the organism in Eukaryota, Metazoa, Cnidaria, Anthozoa, Actiniaria, Aiptasiidae. Gene Ontology annotation, cellular component: plasma membrane; cytoplasmic vesicle. The record is from RefSeq and is a predicted model, not a curated record.
AUCAAAUGUGGACUGUGACUUGGCAUUCAUGCUUAAGGAUCGAUGUUACUUGGUGAAAUGUUUCUCAGAGGAUCGUUGCCAGGCUCUCCCGGCCCGUGGAGUCGAUUUCUCGUUUAAUCAAAAAAUGGCGUUUGUUGCUCCUUGGCUUUUUGAGAAAAAUAAGAAGAUAGUGGAAGUUCCAUCAGGCAAAUCUCCCCAUCACCUUCAGUGCAUACAAAGCAAACUAUACACGGACUCUCAGUUAUUAGACGGGCCUGCAGCAGGACAUUAUACAGACAUAGGACCCGUCAGUAACGUACAUACGUGCACGCGACUCUGCUGCGAAGAUGCAAAAUGCGACGUCGCAUACAUGUUUGGCAAGAACUGCUUCCUUGUCAAGUGCUACAGUGAAAAAGCAUGUCGUGUUGUGAAGACACCAGGUUUAAACGACAAACCAUCGAAAAAGAAUCAUCAAAAAACUGUGCAGUACAUCGUGAAGAGAACGUUUGGUGUKGCAGUGCGUGAUGAUGGUAAGCACGUUAAGAUGAUAAAACCAGGUGAAAACAUUUGCCGAUUGGAUGGCAAAAUACGCAGGAAGACCACCCUUAGAGCAGGCAUGCUGUCAGGAAAACUAACACCUCAUAAAAAGGUCAAAGGCAUGAAAUCCUGUGUCAAAAAAUGUUGCUCRCARAAAAAUUGUCACGUGGCGUUGAUGACGUCAGGAAAGUGUUAUUCGGUAUACUGUACGAACCCUGACUAUUGUUCACCUAAGGACGCGCCAAAAGAAAUGCUYCAUGAUAAUCCGAUGGUCGCCUUUGUAAGGCGUGGAGAUGUUAGCUUUGCUCCUGGAUCCAAGUCAUCCGUAAAGACUAAAGUACCUGYCGCUGUGCGAAAUCCUUUUGCAAGCCUUGCAUCUCUGCCGUUUUUCCCAAAGCUACAAAUUCCUAUGGAAAAAUCCUCAUACCCAGGGGAUCCAAUGAAACCUGCUUAUCCAGUUAGUCCGGACAAUCCGGUUUUUCACUCAUAUCCUGAAGACGCUGCCAGUAAUAAUGAAGGUUUAAAUCUGGACGAUCCUGUUGAACUGGUUUUAAAUCCGGGUGAUAUUCUUAAUUCGGCUACUCGGGGUGCAAAACCGGCUAAACCAGUCAAUCCKGUUAGUCAAAAUAACCAAAAUGUCCCCCAAGUGUAAUUUAUUGAAAAAAACGAAUUGUUUUUGUAUAUUGCAACUGCUUAAAUUAAGAAGCGAUUAYUUAAAUGGAGUUCGAGUUUAAUAAGGACUUCAAACGUAUGAAGCUACGCUGGUAAACAUUGUUCACUCUUUUGAUAAAAUUAAUAAAAGUAUGGUAUCUUGUUUUUUAA